UUAUAGAGCAAAAGUUUUUAAGACCGACAGCUUAAGGCAUAACUGUCCGCAUACUGCAGUUUUUACUACGAUAGCGCCAGCGGUAAUGUAAAGUAGUAGAUUCAGAUUUGAUGUAUGUACGUACGAGUACAUCGUAUACCUUUUGAAAGCGUAAUUAUCAAAUGAUGAACAUCAGCUUAAGGCAUUAGCUUGUUUUCGUUCUGCAGCUGUUUUUCCCGCACAAGAAAUUAUAAAGAGCGGAGCAUGCGUACAGACGUUUUAUUUAUGAAAUUUUGAUACAUUUGUUGCUUUUGUGUGAGACAUUUUGUGUACAACGGGAUAUCAGUCAACAUGGCGGAUAAAACAUCCGAAUGUACGAAAAAACAGUGCGAUGAUAAGUGCAACCAUUUCGGUAAGCCGAAUCCAAAAAACGGAUGGUAUCUGCGUGAUACCAUUGUGAACCGCUACGAAGAGAAUAAAACCGAGCCUCCGGAAUAUCUCACCGAUGAGCAGAUCUAUUUGGAAACGGAAGCCAUCAUUUCGUGGGUUGAUUUGGGCAACAGUGAUGACAAAACCGAAAUCGAGAAGCGCAUCCGAGCGGUUCGGAAUAUGCCAGUUUCCGUUGAAGUGGAAUGCGAUAUCGAUAAAGAAAAGGAUGAGAAAGCAUUGGACGAAAAGGCCGACAAAUUCUUUGCUCAUCAUUUUCAUCCUGGCGAAGUAAUGCGUGUUGUGACGGAAGGAAGCGGCUACUUUGACGUCAAAGACCUGAAUAAUCGCUGGAUUCGUCGCCCCUUAAGCAAAGGAGAUAUCUACAUCAUUUCAUCAGGAUGCUACCAUCGUGUCUGUUUGGAUACGAAGAAGAAGAUGAAAGCCGUUAUGCUGCACUAUGAUAAGAAAGGUCUCGAGCAGAAGUUCUGGCCGGAGUCCGAAACUGAUCCAAUGCAUGUGCAGUACAUUGAACGGAUGAAGUGUCUACGCCGUUCCCUCAACUUCCAAUAUAAAUCGCGCCCGGGAUCCGUUGACUGUGAUAAAACACUGAACCGGCCAUAAAAUAUAACGUUGCAGUUCUGUUGUUUCGCUAAACAUGGACAGCAUUAUGAUACAUUAUAACAUUUUUUUCCUUUCUUCUUCCAGAUGAUUUUACCAAUUUCGCUUGCUAAUUGUGUUAAAUGUACGCAGCAUAUGCGCUCAACUACUCGUAUGUUAGAAUCGAAUUGAAUGUUCUUAAGUUUGAUCCGCAUAUGAAUUAAGCCGGUACAUUUAGAAAUAAAAGUAAGUCUUAAUUAUAA
Messenger RNA from Paramacrobiotus metropolitanus, 1268 nucleotides. Its product is annotated as acireductone dioxygenase-like. The record is from RefSeq and is a predicted model, not a curated record. Lineage: Eukaryota; Metazoa; Tardigrada; Eutardigrada; Parachela; Macrobiotidae. Gene Ontology annotation, molecular function: acireductone dioxygenase [iron(II)-requiring] activity. Gene Ontology annotation, biological process: L-methionine metabolic process. The coding region runs from base 331 to 1029 and encodes 232 amino acids. The transcript is spliced from 4 exons.